This is a messenger RNA of Mytilus californianus (California mussel), 7896 nucleotides long. RefSeq names its product TGF-beta receptor type-1-like. Bases 59 to 1606 code for a protein of 515 amino acids. Gene Ontology annotation, cellular component: activin receptor complex; plasma membrane. Gene Ontology annotation, molecular function: ATP binding; activin receptor activity, type I; activin binding. Lineage: Eukaryota; Metazoa; Mollusca; Bivalvia; Mytilida; Mytilidae. The transcript has 10 exons. Gene Ontology annotation, biological process: nervous system development; cellular response to growth factor stimulus; activin receptor signaling pathway. The record is from RefSeq and is a predicted model, not a curated record.
GGAUUGAUAUCCUGUGUAGCAGACAGUAUGUUCCUCGGUCAAUAACAAACAGAGAAAAAUGUUAAAAUUUCUUAUUUUUAUGAUUUUAAUCACGAUUUGGCUUAAUUUAAUUGGAGUUUCAGAUGGUCUGAAAUGUUAUUGUGAUUUAUGUCCAAACAGUACAUGUAUAGCUAAUGCUCAAUGUUUAACAGUUGUGGUCAAAGGAAAGACAGGUCUUGUCCAUAGAUUCAGAUGUUUAGAUAAAAUAGAAGGACAGUUUUUAAAUGGAGAGCAUGUAAGCUGUAAUACAGCUAAGAACAAAAAGACAGACAAUUAUAGAUUGUGUUGUGAUGAUUAUGAUUUUUGUAAUCGUGCAUUGAUGCCAACACUGGCGCCACCUACAACAACAACCCCAAGUCCAGAUGAGGAUUUAGACAAACUAGAGUUUGGGACUGUAGAGCUAGUUGUACUGAUAUCAGGUCCAGUUGUUCUUGUCUCACUACUUUUUAUGAUUGGUUUCUUUGCUUACUACCAAUACCAGCACAGGAGACCAUCAGGUUACAUGCUACCACCAGAUACAAGUAAUGCAGAUGUUGCACCGUUCGCUCAGCAAGGGACAGAGUUAUUGAGAGAGAUGAUGAUUGAAUAUUCUGGGUCUGGGUCUGGGUUACCUCUGCUGGUUCAGAGGACUAUAGCCAGACAGAUACACCUGUGUGAAAUCAUUGGAAAAGGGAGAUACGGGGAGGUUUGGCGAGGAAAGUGGAGGGCAGAAAAUGUUGCUGUUAAAAUAUUUUCAUCCCGAGAAGAAAGUUCCUGGUUCAGAGAGGCUGAGUUAUAUCAGACUGUCAUGUUGAGGCAUGAAAAUAUUUUAGGUUUCAUAGCUGCAGAUAAUAAAGACAAUGGUACAUGGACACAGUUAUGGCUGAUUACAGACUAUCAUGAAAAUGGUUCCCUGUUUGACUAUUUAAACAGGACCCAAAUCAAUAUUCCUCAGAUGAUACAGUUAGCCUUGUCUGCAGCUAACGGUCUCUGUCAUCUUCACAUGGAGAUUAUUGGCACAGAAGUUCAUGCAGGCAAACCAGCCAUUGCACACAGAGAUUUGAAGAGUAAAAAUAUCUUGGUAAAAAAUAAUCUGACCUGUUGUAUAGCAGAUUUAGGGCUGGCUGUUCGUCAUGAUAUUGCCACAGAUUCAGUGGAUAUAGCUCCCAAUGACAGAGUUGGAACGAAACGGUACAUGGCUCCAGAAGUCUUAGAUGCUACUCUGAACAGAACUCACUUCGAGUCUUUCAAAAGAGCAGAUGUAUAUGCCUUUGGUUUAGUAUUAUGGGAGAUAGCAAGGCGAUGUUCUAUUGGAGGGAUAGUAGAAGAGUACCAGUUACCAUAUUAUGACAUGGUUCCAUCAGAUCCUUCUUUAGAAGAAAUGAGAAAAAUUGUCUGUGAUGAAAAAUACAGACCUGGCAUACCCAACAGAUGGCAAACAGUAGAGUCAUUGAGAUUGAUGGGAAGAUUAAUGAAAGAAUGUUGGUAUCAUAAUGCUGCAGCGAGAUUGACAACUUUACGGAUAAAGAAAUCUUUAGCGGCAAUGACCUCUAUGGAGGAUACCAAAGUGUACAUAAGGACAGCAUGAGUACUUUUAUAAAGGGAGACAACUACUUCCAGGUGAAAUGCCUUUCAGAAGUGAUGUUGUUGUACAACAGAUUGUGUCACAAGUCAAGUUUUAUUGUUUGUAAGCAAUUACCAUUAGGCUUUUACAUGACUACAUUUUGUGGAAUUGUUAUAUUAUGGGUCUGUCAUUGUUUAUACUUGUGUCAUUGCUGUAACUGGUGGUGCUAUUGCUGUUAACCGUAGUGUCAGUGCUCUUAUGAGUAGUGUCAAAGCUGUUAAUAGUAGUGCCAUUGCUGUUAAAAGUAGUGUCAUUGCUGUUAACAGUAGUGUCAUAACUGUUAGGAGUAGUGUCAUAUCUGUUAAUAAUAGUGUUAUAGCUGUUAAUAAUAGUGUUAUAUCUGUUAAUAAUAGUGUUAUAGCUGUUAUAAGGUAUUAAUGAUGUAAGUGGUACUGUCAUUUCUGUUAAAAGUAGAUUAAUUACUGUUAAAAGUAGUUACAUUGUUGUUACCAUUAGUGUCAGUGCUGUUGACAGUGGUGGUAUUGCUAUUACCAGUUGUCAGUGCUGUGUGAUGAAAAGUGUCAUAUCUGUUAACAGUAGUGUCAUUGCUGUUAACAGUAAUGUUAUUCCAUGUAAUUGCUGUUAAGGUAGAUUGGGAGGGGGUCUAAAUUAACACCAAUAGAAUAUUUUAAUACAUUGCCAAAAUGUGAUUUAUAUAAUGCCUUUUCAAAAAUAUAAUAAAAAGUAAUGAAACACAGAGCUUUUAUUAAGAUUUGGUAAAGAUAAUUCAUCGAAAACCAAUUGUUUGUGUGAAUAGAAAGAAAUUUAAACGAUAGAAUUAUAGAAAAUGAGAAGAGAGCUCUUAUAACAUGCUUUCAGACAAUAAAAAUAAUGGGGCACGAGACACAUUUUCUUGCUUCAAAACAAAAAUUGGUAAAUUUACUAUUCAUUCCUCUAUAAAAGUUAAAUUAAAAGAGUUAUGUCCCCUUAUAUGGCUAAGUUGAUAAAAUUGAAUCAAUGAAAAAAUAUUCUGUUUGUAUAAAAACAGAAUAAUAAUUUUUUUAAAAGAAAACACAUAAUUUUCUUCCAUCUAUAUGAAAAUAUUUUGAAGGAAUUACAUUCCGCUCUCAAAAUUGGAAUAUUUCUUUUAAGAUCCAGACUGAUUGUUUUCUGCUAUUUCACAAGCAAAAAUCACAGAAGACACCUGAUCUACCUUAACAGUAAUGCUGUUGUCAUUGAAAAAAAACUAGUGUCAUUUUGUACCUGAUAGUGUUAAUGCUGUUACCACCAGUGUCCUUGCCGUUACAAAAAGCGUCUGUAGUCAUUGAAGAUCCUGUUGAAAGGCAUUUUUUUAUACCUGUCAAUAUGAAAAUUACAUGUUUUUGUAAUCCUUACAUAAAGUAUAUUGCAUGCUGACAUGUUUGUAAUGUUUUUAGCAAAUUAUAAAAACAAGAUGUUUCGGAUUUUCAAACUCGAUAGAAAAUGAAGAUUUAAUUAAUGUAAACAAGGAAUAUCAAAAUAAAUUAUUUCCUGUAUUUAAUAAAUAUAUUAAUGUAUUCUGCCAUCUACUGUUAAAGAAGCGAAAAAUCAAUUUAAUCUGUUUGUUAGAUACAAGCCUGUUGUUAUUUAUUAUGAAUGUCAGGUUUAACUAAUUGAAGGAUUUGUAUGAUUAGAAUCUAGUUGUAAAACAUUCUCAAGUUAUGUAGUUUUUGUCAGGUUUUUAAGAACACAUUUAUAUACUGAUAUCUGUACAACUCAUCUAGAUCAGUUCAAAUGCAUCAUUUUCAGAAGAUUUCUACAGAUAUAACAUUCAAAAGAGUUUUAAAAAGUAGCAUGAAUUAAGCUAUCUAAAUCAUAAUGUUUUUACUACCCUAGCUGAGAGUAUUUGAAAUGAGGGAUAUUGACAUAUGAGGAUAAGUUCUUUUCAUAUAUUGGCAUUCAUUAUACUGCAAUCAAAAUUUAAUUGAUGGAAUAGAUCAGAAAUACUUAUGUCAUUUCGAAAAUAGUUUCGUAAAUGGCGAUUAUGACAAGCACUAGCAAAACCACUGAAUCAAAUCAUGACUCUAUGGUCAAUUAACAAAUCGAUCUGUGAUUAUUUACGUUUGUAUUAUGCUGCCACUAGGUGUCACCACUCCUCCACAUCUUGUGCUAUUUAUUUGUUAUAUUUUAAUCAUUCACUGCACAUAGUUUUAUUGAUUGCCAACUUGAAUAUUUGUAUGGUAAAGACAAGUAAACAAAAAUUUAAGUAAUAUACCAAACAUUAUAAAGAUAUUUAUGAGGGUCUGGAUGCAUUCAUUUCUGUCUUCUUUAAUUUUUUUGGCCAUUUGCUCUAUUCUUUAUUUUUUCGGUCCAUUAUUCUCUAUCAUGUAUAUUUUAGCACCUUAUUAUUAUUUAUUCUUUACAUUUUAUUGUUUAGUCUGUAUAAACCCCAUCCAGACCCUCUUUCAUCACAUCCAUGGAAAUGAACAAAUCUUAUUGCAUUUUGUUUACUAAUUAUUGCUUUUAGUAGAAGAUUUGUUUUUGUCGUACUUGCUGUAAGGUAAGAAUUUGCUGGUACCUAUUACAUGUACUACAAUGUAUAAUAAACUGACAGGGCAUGGCUUAAGGGGUAGAUCUGGAUUGAGGGAGGUAACUCUGAAGAUCAGUAAAUUGUUUGUUGUAGGCAGUUUUAUCAAUACUUUUUAAGCAUUCCUUUGAAGAAGAAUUAAAAUAAUCUGUAUUACUUAGAAGCUUACAAUGCAUGUAUGAAAAUGUUUGACAUAAACACACUGAUGAUUUUUAAAAGUUAUGUCCCUUGAUCUAGGCUACAUGCAUGUACAUAUUUGUAAAAAUAUCCUAUCUGAGAAAGGGUAAAUGUUUGUAGACUGAGACUGAUUUCUUACAACUAAUAAGAAAUCCAAAAGAAAAGUUUUCAAAGUGAACAGAUGAGAAUAGUUAAUCCUUUACAUUAUAAUAAAUAUAACGCAUUAUUUACUAGGCUAUUAAGCCACAACCAAUGUUGUGAAUUUAAUUAAGUAUUCCACAUCCUAAUUAUUUUUUUUAAUGUGUGUAUUUAGAAAAAUAUAUUAACAAUUAAAAACAUAUCAUGAAAUUUAAAUUUGCAUAAUUUACAGCUUUUCAUUUUUGAUUCCUGGGUAAUGUAAAAUGAAGCUAGGGAGAAACCAUAAGAAAUGUGGCAUGAUAAGUGUAAUCUGAUUUUAUGCAUUAUGUUGCAUUUUGGUGUACUUAUAUUAUUGGGUUGCUGUCUCUAGGUUGUUUUUUUUUUACCUUGCAUCUCUUUUUAUUUAUUUUUUAAAAAAGACAAAAUUUUGUUAUAUAAUUAGAAUAAAGAUAUUAGUCAUAACUGUGUCAUAGGCAUGAUAAGGGUUUUCAAAUAGUACUAUGAAAGCACAAUCUGAAUAGGUAUAGUUCUAGAGAUCAGUGUUUCUGUGGAUUCAUUAUUAUUCUUGGAAUACGACCAUUUGUGGAUUUUGUUGGUAUAAGUAAACCACGAAUUCAAUUGUUCAUUAAAGUACAAAUUUUCAUCAGACUUGUAUGCAGACUUUGGCAAAACAAUGAAAUCGAAUAGCCAUGAAAAUACAAUUGUAUCUCAAUCAACGAAAAUUGGUAUCCACAAAAAUACAGGAUUUCACAGUAGUUGAUUAUUUGGGUUUAUGUUUGUAAAAACAAGAUUUUUUUUAUUUGAACAUUAAAGAGGACCACAUUUACUUAGCUGAGCCAUCUGAUAAAUGUAAACUUGGGAGAUUAAGAAAACCACGUGUAAUGUGUGUUUUUGUAAAUAUUGCUUUUAAAUGUGUGCAAUAACUUUGUAAAUAAAUUUCAGUUCAAUUUAUAUAAUUUCGGUUUACAUUAUGUGUCAAAUAGCGGUGCAUAUUGUUUUAUCUGUUUUGUUUGAGAAAAUAAGAGAGAAUUAAGUCUUGUGUAUGAAUUCCAUUGUAAUUUUCCAUUUUUUAGUGUAUAUAGAUGUAUGUAUCUCUCAAAUACUGAAAUCAGUUUCAAUUUUUUUUUAAUAAAACGAUAAUACCUUUUAAAGCUGACAAUGCAGUUAGGGUUUUGCUCAUUAUUUAAGGUCAUACUGUGAGCCGUAGUUGUUUACAUCAACAGUGUUUUGACUCAUUGGCAAUCAUUCAGCAUCUCCUUAUUUUCACACAUGUAGUUGUCUCUUUUUACUGAAUUGGUAAUACUGUUUGUUUAUUGCUUAACUAUCUAUCAAUGCAGUACAGCUAUAGUGAGUCCCUUAAUAGUAUUUAAGCUAAAAAAAAAUUUUUUAUUUUAUAAAGAUUUUAAUAUCUAUCACAUAAUGGAAUCUUUUUUUUCGCUAAUUUUCAUUAGGGAAAAAAUUGUAUAUGUUGGGCUUGUACUAGCAAGGUCAAAAUAUUUUGCUUAUUAAGGAUGUUCCCUACUCUGUUUCAAAAUAACAAGCUUUUAAAAAGACUUUUAUAAAUUGAUAGUAUAUAAAUAACAACUAAAAAAGCAGAAAAAAUUGAAGGGUCUGUGUACUUGUUUUCGAGAUAUAAGCCAUUGAAAAUUUGGCGGGAAAUGAUUCUCUCUGGAUUUUCCCUACAUUUAACAUUGGUACCUUUUUUCUUUUAAAAACUAUAAAAAAAUUACUAGGAUUUUCUAAAUUUUCAAAUAUGGCUUUUUAAACUAUAUGUAAUAAAAUUAUGAAAAGAAAAGUAGGGUUUAGUAGGCAAAAUUUUUAAUGGCACUACAUGGAUAAAACCCGAGGAUUUUGAAUAUCUGGCAAAAAUUCAAAAAACAAGAGGAGCGAACAUUCUUAAUUUGCUAUUCAUAAUUUACAUUGCAGAAUCAAAAUCAGUUCAAAGUCAAAACAGUGGGGAUUUUUUUUACUGCUUGAUGCAACAUUUUUUUAGAAUAAAUUGGGAUGUGGGAUAAUUCAAAAUAUAAAAUUACAUUUACAAUCUGCCGUACAAAUUCAAAAACUUUACACAUUGGUUUCAGAUAUUUACAUAUUUAGGAUCAACAUUGGCCCUGUGUAUACUUCUAUUUUGACUGGGUUAUGUCCAAUUGUUCAGUAAUUGUAAAUGCAUGUUUAGUUUCAUGUUAUAACAGUUUAUUAGGGUAAAAUUCUUCAUUUUAAAUAAACAUGUAAAUUAGCCACAAAUUUUUAUGUAGUAUUAAUGUGUUAUCUAUAUAUUCAUUUUUAUCCUAGCUUUAAAAGUUGGGAUGAGUCAGUUAAUUUUUGCAUGGGCCAUCAAAUGGCUGUGUAUAUGUGUACAGUAAUGUGAAUGUUUGCGAUGGAGAGAGAAAGAAUGGUAGAGGGAGUUAGGCAUUAAACAUAUGCAGACAAGGUUGGGUAUUAAAUAGUCGUUGUUUAUCCUUUCUUCCCUCAGUUUCAGUUUCUAAGUGAAAUUCCAGAUAUCUUUUUACCCUAUCGGUUGAAUUUUUUUGUACAGUUGUAAUGAUCAUACAUGUAUUGUAAAAUAGCAUUGUAAAAAUGACAACAUGUUCAAAUUUUCAAAUAAAUGUGAUUUGGACAUAUUGAGCACAUGCAAGUACCAAAACAAUAUUUAAAUGAAAGGUGGUGUUCACACAGACAGUUCACACAGACAGUUCACACAGACAGUUCACAUAGCAAACGUGGUAAAAUAUUUAGUUGGUACUCUAUAUUUGUGAAUUCAAAGUAUAUACUGUAAAUUCAGAAAUUAUUGCAUACAUUUAUUAUUGUGGUUUUUGAAGAAUGAACAAAAAUGCUAGUUGAAUUAUUGCAAUUUUUAAAAAAAGCCACAUACAGAUAUAUGUACCAGAUAUCAGAAUGUGAGUACUUCUUAUUGUGAUACUCAAGGAGUCGUAUUAUUCACAUUAAUAAAAACCUCACAAUAAUAUCUGAAUUUACAGUUGCACAAUUUCUACAAAUAAUUACAAAUAUGCAUAUUUUCACACACAUAUGUGAGUGAAAAUCCUGUCCUUUACAAAAAGGUUUUCUCUUCUAGUCCAGAAUUGUAAUAUUUCUCCACGAUACAUAUACUUUGCUUUUUUUUAAAGUUUAUAUAAUACUGUAUUUAAGGUACAAUUCAGAUAAAAAAUUAUUAUCAGGUUUUUUUAAUGUGAUCAUUUGGAGUAAAAAUUACUUAUGAAUUAUUUGUUGUACAUUUUUUUUAGAAUUUUUAGUCUUGGUCUUUCACAGCGGAGAUUGAUUUCCAUAUGAAUGAAGUUUUUGAAUAACGAUAUUUGUUAUUUUUGUUUUAGUUAUGAAUGUGUACAUAUACGUGCUUGCACUAAGUCUUAAGAUUAGCUUAAUAUAUUAAAUGUGUGUAUAUUGUGAAAGAAAUAUUAAAAUGGAAACAACAUGA